Salvia miltiorrhiza (redroot sage) is the source of this 803-nucleotide messenger RNA. RefSeq lists its product as uncharacterized. The transcript is spliced from 3 exons. NCBI's taxonomy places the organism in Eukaryota, Viridiplantae, Streptophyta, Magnoliopsida, Lamiales, Lamiaceae. The record is from RefSeq and is a predicted model, not a curated record. Bases 226 to 645 code for a protein of 139 amino acids.
CCUCCACUUUAAGGGUGGAUCUGCACCUUAACCCUAUAAUCAAUAAUGCAAAGUAAACACCUCCUAAUAGAUCUAAAAAGAAAAUAUGGGUGAAGGUUGGCAUCGCAUGGCGGGUAUAAGAUCUAAAUUCGCAUUACCCUUACCCAAUCUUGAGCGAAAACUAUAAAGCUUGUAAAGAGACCGCGUUUGGUUUGGUUUUGCACAACAAAAAUCACGAGAAAAAAAAUGGCUGAGGAAGGAAAGGCGCCACCGUCGCCGGCGGCCGCAGAUGCGCAUCUUUUUGGGCUACUCUCCAAUCUCCUUCAGCAGGUGGAAUCACUGACCAAUCAAGAAGAAGUGGAGUUGCGCGCCAAGAUUGAAACUCUUGGACUGGAGGUCCGAAAACUUCCUUCAAAAUCUGCUCAACAUCUUAAUGAGGUGGAGAUAGCAAAAGAGUUGGAUAAAUUAUCUGCAAAGCUUGAUCAUGUUGAUGAGUUGAUAUCUUCAACAAUGGCUGAAGACCCGCAGGUCCGUGCUCUCUUAAGCACUACGGCUGAUGUCUGGUUGCCGGUUAUUACUGCAACUUCUGAUGAAAGACGUACUUUUACUUCCAUGACUGGAGAAGACGGUGUUGGAGAAAAGGGGCAAAACUCAGAGAAACUGUAGCUUCUAAAUAUGCCAAUAUGAAUUCUAUGUAGCUCACGCCUAGGAGUGGAAUCUGAGUGUGAUGGAGAAGUGAGGGUAUUCCUCUCGGCUUCUUUAAAUUCUUGAAGAUGUAUAAUGAACUUUUUUUUUUUAAUGGCUAAAUAAUUAAAUUUCAAGUA